GUUUUCCUCCUAAAAUUCCGUCUCAUUCCCCAACCAGACCCAAGCAUAUGCCUCUCUUCCACUCUUCUAGAGUCCAUCCAGAGUUCAGGGCAGAGUCCAGAGUCCAGACCAACUACGGUAUUUAGCGCAUACUCCGCGUACCUAUUUCCUAAGUUUCGCUCUCUCAACUCGCUCGCUACUCUCGACCAUUUCAUGUACUUGCUUAUCUACACGUCGUCUACUCAGCCCGGCUGCUUCUUCUCAGGAAUUCGCCUCAAUUCCUGACUUCGUGCUGCCUUAGUGGACCUAAUCCAUAAGCGAUUUUUCGCUAAUGUCGAUCGUGGGUACCCGUAGUCCUCCCCAGUCCAUUCUUAACGAGCAGCUUUCUGCUUCCAGACUCACCACGACACCGCGGCUUUCGACAGUCAAGCGUCACAACUCCAUGCGAAAGUCCCUAGAACCGUCGAUUUCACUGACUCGCAACCCCGCUAUUCCAUCCGACGGCCCUGGAGAACCGUCUGUUCCACGCUUGCCCAUUGAGGAAGAGUGGCAUUUCGCAGGGCCUCCCCUGUCUGACUCUAAUCCGUCACCGUCUACGGCCGCUCCAUUCAGCCGUCACAGCUGGUCGUCAGGAUUUGACAGCCGACCGUCAACUGCCGACGGCCGCAGUUCGCCGUCGAUGACGGCGUCACCAGUUCGUUAUUUCCGUCGGCAUGCUUUCACGGGGACGCACCUCCAGAGAGCCUGCAGUACUCCACCCCGAGGUCGGUUAGGAGCGGUGGGACCGUUCGCCCGAGCUGGAGAUAUUCUCAAGGAGGAAAUGGCUCAGGAAAAUGAGCAGAUAUGAGGCCUUUGGGCGAGUAAUGGUGGAAGGAGAUAGAAAGAGAGUAGCCCGCGUGCUUAUUUCAGCAUGACAAAUGGCUGCUAUCCUUCCUACCGGUAUUUUCUUGUGUGGUCUUUUCUCUGUGGGUUACAUAUUGCAACUAGAUUGUGGAACCACUGAAUGGUUUCAAAUGUGAAAACCGCAUGUAUUUUACUCUGAUUUCACAGUUUUAC
This is a messenger RNA of Closterium sp. NIES-67, 1035 nucleotides long. The record is from the annotation of a GenBank genome assembly. NCBI's taxonomy places the organism in Eukaryota, Viridiplantae, Streptophyta, Zygnematophyceae, Desmidiales, Closteriaceae.